This is a messenger RNA of Microstroma glucosiphilum, 788 nucleotides long. RefSeq lists its product as hypothetical. The record is from RefSeq and is a predicted model, not a curated record. The transcript has a single exon. Bases 127 to 588 code for a protein of 153 amino acids. NCBI's taxonomy places the organism in Eukaryota, Fungi, Basidiomycota, Exobasidiomycetes, Microstromatales, Microstromataceae.
CCAGAAUUGUAGAGGGGGAGGAGAAGGAGGAAAGAGGGACUAGACGGUGAGGGUGGCGAAGUAUCAGCACACUCACGUACGCUCAGCGGCUACUGUCGGGUCGCCUUGGCCGAUGCAGGCGGCGUAAUGGGCCACGGCAGUCUCAAAGGAAGGUCAGCCCGCCCCUCGCUUUACGACCUUCCCGAGGCCACUUCGGCGACUUCAUCUCUUGAGGGAUCAUGUUGUAUUGAGCGGAGCACUGGACGUAUCCUCUCUUCACCAGAUGGGGUGAUGUGGGAGGUGUCGCACCAAGCUCGUCUCCUCUGCGCCUUGACACAGUGCUAUGCGGGGCCGAAGUCAGGCCAAUUCUUGCGCAUUGGUCGCCAGAUCACGUCACGCCAGAGGCAGUUGCAGCACAGGAAGGUCCAUAGCAGUGUAAUGCACUAUUUGCGAUCUGACCGUGUCUACCAGCUGGUUCGUAGGUAUAGUCGACCAUCGAUGGUGCUCCUCCGGGCCAAUCAAAAUCGCGCCUCUUUGCACCCACGCGUUUCAGACUCCGCCAGACACGAUCGGGUGUGGAGCGCCCCGCUGGGGAAGAAUACCACUUGAUCCCUUGUUGGUCAUCUGUAUCGUGAAUGGUCUCAUCAACAUCGGUGGUCAUCAUGAGCAGUACACAAGAGAUCGUCGAAGAUCAUUCUCAAAGAAAACAGCUGCCCUCGCCAUCUGAGCGUGCUAAGUAAUCGUCUUCGGCAUGGCCCAAGUCACCGUAGGCGCAUGGGCAGACAGCCUGGUCGAUGUGUCAUCUCAGG